GCACGUGAGGGUGUGUUCAGAUGGAGGUCUGUGGGUGUGACUUCGGAUCAGUGAACUGCGGCUCUUCCUAGUGGAGUUGCGAUCAGAGGCUCUUCACGGCUGGUUCAUCUGGAGCUGCGCAUCUGACCUCAGGUUCACUUUUAAAACUCCGCCAUUUUAAGUGUGAAGCUCGGGCGCAGUCAUGAGCAUGUACGGCUCGCAGCGCGGGCUCAGCAUGACGGGACGCCGCUCCGGGUCGCGCAGCGAGCUCAACGCCGCGGCCGCGUAUCCGUACGGUGAGAUGGUGGUGCAGCGGGGGAAUAAUGGCUUCACCCAGGAGUACGUGGAGGGAUACAACCAAACUUUCUCCAGAGGCUCUAUGAGCGCGGGGCAAGUGCCUACCAUGCCGUCUAUGCAGCAGCGGAUAUUGUUUCUACAGACUCAGUGUCAGGAUUACCUGGACAGGACAGCAGUGAUACUUAAGUCUGGUGGAGAUGCCAACGCUUUCAUUGAAGCUCAAAGUUGUCUGCAAUCCGCUGCUGAUAUCACUGACCAGCUCAGAAACUUUGCAGUGGAGCUGAACCAGCAGAACCUGCCGUCUGACGGUGUGGUGCGGAGUGUGAAUCUGUUUUCUGAGCAGAUAAGAGAUCUCAGCAUGGCUCUGAAUGCCCCUCCGCAGCAGAAGUGGGGCAGCAGGACGAUCCGGCGCACCAUGAGCCGUGAAGAACCCAACCGCUUCUUCACCGAAGCCAUGGCCUGGAUCCUGCAGCAGAGGCGGCUGAUCGAGACGUCGUCGUGGGGAGAUGAUUUGGCGGCCGUCGAGCAGCAGAUAACCAAUCACAGCGCGUUUCACAGCUCCAUCCAGAGAAGUGUGGAGGUGGAUCGAGCCCGAACGGAGCUGAUGCGAGGCAAAGAUCAAAACUCGGAUGCAAACAAAUCCUAUCUCAACAAACUAGAGCAAGAAUGGGACAGUCUUCAGAAAACCUCGUACCAGCGGAGCGUUCAGCUGCAGGACCUGCACAACAUCAUCCAGGAGAUUUCCAGUCAGAUCAUGUGGGUGAACGACCGCGAGGAGGAGGAGCUGGUGUUCGACUGGGGCGAUAAAAACAUAGACACGUACAUCCCACAGAAACAAGAGAGCUUCUCGAAACUCAUGAGCGAACUGGAGCAAAAGGAAAUUGAUCUGAACGUCCUGAAAGCGAAGGUGGACGGCCUGCUGAAGAACAACCACCCCGCAUCUGAUAAGAUCCAGGCCUACAUGGAGACGCUGCAGACGCAGUGGAGCUGGCUGCUACAGAUCACCAAAUGCAUCAACGUCCAUCUGAAGGAGAACGCACAAUACAGCCAGUUCUUCAAGGAGACGACUGAUAUGAACAGAAAACUGCAGAAAGAACACGAGGGCAUCCGCAAGAAGUUCUCCUGCGAUAAAUCCACCCUCCUGCCCAACCUGCUGGAGCUCUUACAGGGCCUGGAGAAAGAGCGCGAGCGUCUGAUGGAGCAGAGAGAGAUGGUGCAGCAGCUGGUGGUCAAAUCCAAGAGCAUUAUCAGACUGAAACCCAGAAACCCAGAGGAGAAGAUCACCGGUCAACAUAUACUCGUACAGGCGCUGUGUGACUUCAGACAGGACGAGAAGACGAUCCGUAAGGACGAUGAAGGGAUUCUGAAGGACAACUCGGAGCGAACCACAUGGCUGGUGACGGGACCUGGAGGGAUGGACAUGCAGGUGCCUUCGGUCUGUCUGUUAGUGCCGCCACCCAAUCCACUGGCCAUCAACCUGGCCAACAAGAAUUCCCAGUAUUAUGAGGCCAUUCUAAGCGUUUGGAAUCAGCUGUACAUCAACAUCAAGAGUAUGAUCUCCUGGCAGUACUGUCUUCUGGACAUCAACCGCAUCAAUUCACUCACCAUCAACAUGCUGGCCAAAAUGGGUCCAGAAGAGUCCCGCAGCAUCAUCCAGAGUUUGGAGAUGCACUUCCAGGAGUUCCAGAAGCACUGUCAGGGUUCAGAUCUGUUCGGGGCAGAAGACCAGAAGCACAUUGAGACCCAGUAUGCAGGAGCCCAGCAGCACUAUGGCAAACUGGUGGUGGCUCUGCCCACGUACGCCGCUCGAGGAGAGGGAUCCGAGUUCGCUGCGGCGGUGAGCGUCAAACUGCUGAACGAGCUCUACGCUCUCAGAUUCAAGCUGGACGAAGCCGAAUCUUCCCUCGUCACCUUCCUGUACAUCCCAUUAGGAGAGGGCGCACUCGAAGAGUGCAGCCGCCACAUCACCGGCACACAGGUGUUUCAGAAGGACAUACAGACUGUGAAGGGAGAGUUUCUGAGCCUGCGUGACAGCGUUCAGGCUGAACUCAAAGACGCCACGGACACUGAUAAAGCCAGAUACCUGCGGGCUCAGCUGGACAUCAUCAACCAGAGACUAGUUAACCUGGAUAAUUACUGUACCGCACAUCUCCAGAGGUUGAGUUUGGUGAAGUCCCUGCUGAAGGAUAUACUGAAAACUGAAGAUGUGGUGAAGGUUUAUGAAGCUCGACUGACAGAGAAAGAGACGGCGUCACUCGACCCCGAAGAGAUCCAGAAAUACCAGAAAGUGCUCCUGAGUAUGCUCAGCGAUUUGGAGCAGAAACAGGAUGUGCUGAAUUCACUGGUGGCUGAUGUAAAUAAAGUUCAGCAGUGUAACGAGCAGACGGAUCAGAGCCGGUACAGGUGUAUCAUCAACCUCUCCCAGUACGCUGAGCAUGUGAACCAGCUGUCAGACCGCUGGAAACGCAUCCAUUUACAGAUUAACAGCAGGUUCAAUGAUCUGGAAUCUUACCUGCCGCAGCUGCAGCGAUACCUGCAGUCUAGUUCUCAUCUCAGCGGUUGGAUCGACGAGACUCAACGACAGAUUGAUGCUCAGCAGUCCGUCAAGACCGAUGACGUCACAGUUUACUCCCAACUCCUCAACCAACAGAAGGCGUUAAACUCUGAUAUAAAGGCAAAGAGAGAGCUGUUGGAGACGGUGCAGAAAGACGGCAACACCUGCAUAAAUGCCAUCAAGAACUAUGAGCUUGAGUUAGCGUCUUACGGUGCUGGACUGGAAACUUUGCUUAACAUCCCCAUCAAGAGGACUGUGCUUCAGUCUCCAUCUUCCUCCAUUUCAGAAGAGGUCUCUUCUCUAAAUGCACAUUACUUAGAAUUGCUCACCCGUUCAAGUGAUUACUACAAACUUCUUAUGGCUUCCCAGAAGAACAUGGAAGAACUGAAGAUGCGAAAUACCAGGAUUGAGAUGCUCGAGGAGGAACUUCAGCAGUUGAGAGAUGCCAUUAAGGAUCACACUGCCACAAAUGCCUCUUUGCAGGAGGCUCUCCUUAAAUACCAGCAGGAGCUGAACGACUCGCAGACACACCUGCUUUCUCUGGAAGAGGUGAAGAGGACUGAGACUUUGAAGUGCAUGGCCACACAGGACAGCCUGGAGUCUUCUAAAAGCCAACUUCAAGAGCUUAUGGACGAAGUACGUCGCCUCAAACAGCAGUUGGAUGAUAUGGAGAGGAAGAAGAAGGUCGUGGAAGAGCGUUACACGUUUUUACAGGAAGAACAUGAUGAAACCAUGCGCAAGAAACUCAAAGAACUCGAGCAGGUCAGCUGGGCCAAGAUGGAGCUGGAGAAGACGGUGUCUGAAAGGACCCGAGAACUGGAGCGUCUGCGUAAGGAGUUGGAAGACGAGGCUCGCCGCGUCAAGGAGGCGCAGACGGAGCUGGCAAAGGUAAGGCAGGAGCACAGCAUACAGAUACGAGAGGUGAAACAGACCUACGAGUCUCAAAUCCUCGUUACUCAGACCAGCAUGCAGAAGCUUUCGCAGCAGAAGGAAAGUGAUUCUGCCUCCAUGCAGCUGGAGAUUGAAAGAUUAGAGGGAGAAUCUAGGGAGUUGAAGGAGCAGCUGCAAAGGCUUCGUCUCUCCCUCAGCCAGGAAGAGGUCCAGAGGAGACACUUGGAAGAGGAGGUACAGAGACUUAGUGCUGUAAAUACAGAGGAAGGCCGAAAGCGGCACGAGCUGGAAGCUCAAGUCCAGUUGAUUCUUAGUCAGAAGCGUGAAGCAGACAACAAAACAAAGGAGGUACAAGAGAGCUCUAGUCGGACACUGCAGGAGAAGAGUAGUGAGAUCAAUAGUCUCACACGCUGUCUUGACGAGGAGCGACGUCUGAAAAGAACUUUAGAGACUGAGAAAAGGCGACUGGAGGGGGAGUUGGCCGACCUCAAAACUAAGAACGAAGCCUCUAAUGUGGAAUUGGUGCAGCUUCGCUCUUCCCACCGUGAGUUGAGCCUCAUUCGGGUGGAGUUGGAGGCCCAUGCCCUUGAAAAGGGCCGGUCUGAACAGACUAUUACACGCCUACAAACCCGCAUUCAAGAGCUCCAGGAGGAGCUGAAGCGCCUGGAAAGUGAGUUGGAGAAACAGCGGCAAGUGGCAGAAGAGGAGGCCAGCAAGCGCAGGAGAUCAGAGUCGCAACUUGAAAAGAGUAGCCAGGCUAUGCGAGAGUACACCACUACAAUAACCACCCUGCGUAAGAGCCAGGAAGAGACCAGUCUUGAGGCAAAACACACGGACAAUGAAUGCAAGAAGCUGCAGGAGGCUCUAGAUCGCACCUUGAAGGAGCACAAAGCUUCUUCUCAGAGCCUGGCUGCCUUGAAAGCUGAGAUGAACACUCUGAAACUGCAGCUGACGCAGGAGCAGGGCCGCGUCAAAGACUCCAACCAGCGCUACGAGGCCCUUCAUCGUAGCAUGGAAGAGAAGACUUGUGCUUUGAACAUAAGCACUGCUGAAACUGAACGUCUGCAGAGGCUCACCGAAACUCUCACCAAAGAUCGCCUCCGUCUGGAGGAGGAGUUGCGCUGCGUGCGUCUAGAACACGAGGAGCUGCUCAAAGGCAAAAAACUCGGAGAUCGGGAUAUGACUGAGCAAAUCACAGCUUUGCAGAAACAGCUUGAGUCCAGUCAGCGUGCCGGUGCAGAGCAUGACAGGCUUAUGCGACAGCUCUCACGAGAGAGAGAAAAACUGCAACUGGAGAUAGAAAAUGUACAAAAACAAGCCAGAGAGACUUCCUCCGUGAUCCAGACGUCACAAUCUCAGUACAGCAAUCUGCAGCAAGAACGGGAUGGCCUCCUCAGGAAAAUGACAACGAUGGAACAGGAAUUGAUGCGCUUGAAAAGGCAGGAAGACGAGUUAGCCCGUAUCAAACUCUCACUGGAGUCAGAACUGCGUCUCAAAUCACAGCUGCAGGAGGAUAAUGAGAGGAUCAAGAAGGAUUUUAACCAAUGGAAGAGCAAAUGUGCCACUCACGAGGAGCAACUUCGACAGCACAUCUCAGAGCGCUCUGGCAUGGAGAGCCAAUUUAACUCUGUCAAGACCGAGAUGGAGAGGCUUAGGACGCAACUGAUGGAGGCUGAAGAACGCUACAGGCUGCUGUUGCAGAACUUGGAACGAGAAAGGGCACAGAUGCAGGCACUUCGAGACUCACAGCAGAAGGAGUUGCUGAGACUGCAGCAGAAACCAGACGCUGCUGCUAAAUACACUCAGACAGACCAAACCGACUCCUCCUCACUGGUCUUCGAAGGUGUCCGCAAGAAGGUCACGGCACAGCAGCUGCAUGACUGUGGUGUGAUUGACAAGUACACGUUUGAUCAGUUGAUGAAGGGCCAGCGGACUGUUCAGGAUGUAUCUGUUGACAUCAGGCUCAAUCUUAAAGGCACAGGAGCAAUUGCGGGGCUGGCAGCAGGACCUAAAGGCAAGAUGACCUUUACAGAGGCUAAGAAUCAAAACUUGAUUUCAGAUGAAAGUGGAAACAUGUUGCUGGAGGCUCAAGCUGCCACAGGGUACAUCAUAGAUCCCCAAGCUAACAUGAAGAUGACUGUUGAGGAGGCUUGUCUGAAUGGACUUGUGGAUGAAGCUGACAAGCAGCAGCUGUUGACUGCAGAGGCUGCCUGUGUUGGGUUCAGGGAUCCCAAAACUGCAAAACUCCUGUCAGCUAGUCAAGCCAUGAAAAAGGGUAUAAUCAGCCGGGAAACAGCUCUGCGUCUCCUGCAAGCACAAGAGGCGGCGGGAGGCAUCCUUGAUCCCAUCCUUAGUGUCUACCUCUCCAAAGAUACUGCCAUGGACCGUGACCUUGUUGAUGAGGAUCUUUAUCAAGCUCUAAACGCCAGACCAGAUUGCUACAUUGAUCCAGACACUGGUCUACGUGCUAGCUACGUUACCCUCAAGAAGCGAUGCAAGGCUGACCUCAGCACUGGCUUGCUCCUGCUUCCGGCUCCAGUGAAACCCAUGACUGUACAGGGACUGCGUGGCGAAGUUAACGUAACGGAUCUGGUGGAUGCAAAAUUGCUGGAACCUUCGGACGUGGAUCACCUGAGAGAGGGCAAGAUUACCAGCCAAGACAUUGAACACAGGCUUCGGGCUUAUCUCCGAGGGUCAACUUGCAUUGCUGGGAUUUAUGAUGAGGCCAACGACUGCACCUUGCCUAUCUACCAGGCCAUGAAGAAUGGGCUUCUGCGACCAGGCACUACCUUGGAGCUUCUGGAGGCCCAGGCCGCCUCAGGCUUCAUGAUUGAUCCUAUUAACAAUGAGUACUACACAGUCGAGGAGGCCUGUAAGAAAGGACUGGUGGGUGUGGAGUUCAAAGACAAGCUUCUGUCUGCCGAGAGAGCAGUAACUGGGUACAAAGACCCAGGCACCGACAAGAUGAUUUCCCUUUUUGAAGCUAUUGAACGGGGUCUCAUAGAGAAAGGUCAUGGCAUUCGCCUGCUUGAGGCUCAGAUUGCUAGCGGUGGCAUUAUUGACCCUAAACACAGUCAUCGAAUUGAUGUUGAUGUGGCGUACCAAAAAGGCUACUUUGGUGAAGAGAUGAACCAGAUUCUGAAAGAUGAAGGAGAUGACACAAAGGGUUUCUUCGACCCAAACACAGAGGACAAUUUAACCUACUUGGAGCUAAAGAGCCGCUGCAUCACAGAUAAGAAGACGGCGCUGGUGCUUCUGCCUCUUCAUGAUAAGAAAAAGAUGCAGCAGAAGAACUCCAAGAGGAAGAGACGGGUACUGAUAGUUGAUCCAGAGAGUAAUAAAGAAAUGACGGUGCGUGAAGCCUAUGAAAAGAAACUCAUAGACUACGAGACCUUUCUGGAAUUGUCUCAGCAAGAGUGCGAGUGGGAAGAAACAGUCAUCACUGCUGCCGAUGGCUCAACCAGUACAGCUAUAAUGGACAUGCAAACAGGCAUUCAGUACGACUUGAAAGACCUGCUUGUGAAGGGAGUGAUUAGCCAAGAUGUCCUUGAUAAAUAUCGUUCAGGAAGUGUCACCCUUACUGAGCUUGCAGAUAUUAUCACCAACAAGGCAAAGACCCUCAGCUCCUCCUCAUCAUCAUUCUCAUCCCAAAAGACCAUGAAAAGUCAGACAAUUAAAACUGAAACUCUUAAAGCAGUCGAGAGCAUCUCCACUCAGCAAGAUCCAUCCUCGGCAAACUCCACCAAGCAUAUUUCCAGCAUGUCAAUCAAACUGACCCCAUUAGUAGAAACAACUGAGGAACAGAAUCCAGUCGGAGCAAUUUUUGACACAGAGAAGCUGGAGAAGAUCAGCGUGUGUGAUGCUCUGAAGCGAGGAAUCCUCGAUUCCAUCACAGCACAACGACUCCUGGAGGCACAAGCUUGCACCGGUGGGGUUGUGAACCCUGAAAAUGGUCGCCGCAUGUCUAUUCAGGAAGCAACCCGCCUCGGUGUCUUGGAUGAUGAAAUGGCUAACAGGAUAAAACCUGCCCAGAAAGCCUAUAUUGGUUUUGAAGAUGUGAAAACCAAGCGUAAAAUGUCAGCCGCCGAGGCAGUCAAAGAAAAGUGGCUUCCGUAUGAGGCUGGUCAGCGCUUCCUUGAAUUCCAGUAUUUAACCGGCGGGCUGUUCGACCCAGAGCUUGGGAGCAGGCGUUCGCUUGAGGAAGCUUUGCAGCUAGGCUGGCUGGACAUGAGAGCGGCUCAGAGGCUCCAGGAUACACGUCACCACCCCAAGACCCUGACCUGCCCCAAGACCAAGCUAAGGAUAUCCUACAAGGAGGCUAUGGAAGGUUGCAUGAAUGAGGAGAACACAGGGGUCCGCAUGCUUCCCGCCGCCACGGUUUCAUCACGUGGAAUCAGCAGCCCCUACAACCUCUCCAAUCCAGGAUCCGCCUCAGGCUCUCGGAGCGGAUCCCGUAGGGGCAGCGUAGACUACACUUUAUCCCCUUCUUCAUCUUCCAGAUACAGCAGCUUUAGCUACAGCAGAACAUCUUUCAGCAGCAGAUCACUCUCCUAAACAAACAUUAUGUACUACGCAACAUUAUAUAAUGCAUCAAAGUAUUUUAAGAUAACAUCACGAGAAAAUUAGUAACAUUUUAAUAAUCAUUGAAAAUGUGAAUGGUGUUCCAAACAAAUCAGCAUUUUUUUUUUACCACCUUAUGCACGUUUGAAAAACCAAUAGCAUUUAAUGUUUCUUAAAUCUAUAUUAAAUGUAUUAAUCCAGAAAUAUACACGUUUAAUUUUGUCUGUUUACUCACAUUCUGGGUGUUUAUCUACUUCUGAAUUUUAUUAAACAGAUAUGAAAGUUGUUUAUAGCACUGGAUGGGUAAAGAUGUCUUUUCUGUUUUUGUUUUUACACUAAUACUGUUGAAUUGCUGUAUUUUUUUUUCUUCUUCUUGAAAGUUUCAGUGCCUUCACUUUUCCUUCACUGUACUAGCGUGAAUUACUCAGUGAAGUUAAUAACUUACAGUGUCUGACUUCUUUUCUUACAGUUUUAUUGCUCAAAUAAAGAAAGUCCUCAUAAAA
Ctenopharyngodon idella (grass carp) is the source of this 8784-nucleotide messenger RNA. Its product is annotated as Desmoplakin-B. Lineage: Eukaryota; Metazoa; Chordata; Actinopteri; Cypriniformes; Xenocyprididae. Gene Ontology annotation, cellular component: intermediate filament; cytoplasm; plasma membrane. Gene Ontology annotation, biological process: wound healing; cell-cell adhesion; intermediate filament cytoskeleton organization. The transcript is spliced from 24 exons. The record is from RefSeq and is a predicted model, not a curated record. Gene Ontology annotation, molecular function: protein binding; structural molecule activity. Bases 182 to 8275 code for a protein of 2697 amino acids.